AUAGAGCCGAAGCCCAAUUACUAAAGCAUCACAUAAUCGGCAAAUCCAGCGGAGAUCGGUAACUUUCUCGUCUCCUCUCCCUUUCACCAAAAUCCUUUUUCCAUUUUGCUGAAAGACUAUAUAAACAAUAUACGUCCGCGUCAACCCCACACACUUCGCUCAUCCGUGCUUACCACGCUCCAUUUAGCAUUCAGAACGAUGGUGGGACCCACUGCUCAUGCACGACACGUGUCCAUUCGCGCGUGGAGAACCCCUUGUUGGAUGUGCUUUGCCCUAGUCGUCUGCGAACACAUCCUUCUCUCUCUAUAUCCACCAUCAACCACCACCGUACUCCGAUCACCUUAUUCGAUUUGCUGCCCGUCUCGCCGAUCUACUAGUUUCGCAAAAUUCUGUUCUGAGGAUUAGAAUGGAACCGAUGGAUAUCGUUGGUAAGACGAAGGAGGAUGCUUCGCUUCCCAAAGGGUUCACCUUGUCUGAAUCAUUUUAUUUUCGUCAUGAGUUUGCUAUUUGGGAUUAUAUGACAACUAUGACAAAGAUCAUUAAAGAAAUGUUGCCCCCUGAUGUUCGUGUUGCCCGAGAUACGCAGGAUCUUUUGAUUGAAUGUUGUGUAGAGUUCAUCAAUCUUAUCUCAUCAGAAUCAAAUGAAGUUUGUAAUAGAGAAGAUAAACGAACAAUUGCACCAGAACAUGUACUCAAAGCCUUAGAGGUUCUUGGCUUUGGGGAAUAUACUGAAGAAGUUUAUGCUGCAUAUGAACAACACAAGUUGGAGACUGUGGACACUGUGAGAGCUGGGAAGUUGAGCAAUAAUAUAGCUGAAAUGACCGAAGAAGAAGCAUUAGCUGCACAACAAAGGAUGUUUGCUGAAGCACGUGCGAGGAUGAACGGAGUUGGUACAGUUCCGCCCAAACAGCAAGACCCGGAAACAGAGCAAAAAUUGGACUGCUAGUGCAAACUUAGGGCGUAGUUUUUCUCUGUAGGCAAGCACCUCUUUAGUUUUUACAGGUGGUUUCUCUUUUAUUAUGUAGAAAAAGCUCCAUUGGCACUUUUUGCCUGCUUGUGAACGUGAGUGCAAUUUGUACUCUUUUAAUUAUGUCUAUAUUUUCUGUACUUGGUGAAUUUACUUCAGAAUAGUCUCUACGGCCUACAAGUGCUUUCAGUAUAUAUUUUUAUUUGUCAA
Molecule: messenger RNA, 1177 nt
Organism: Solanum pennellii
Lineage: Eukaryota; Viridiplantae; Streptophyta; Magnoliopsida; Solanales; Solanaceae
Product: protein Dr1 homolog
Exons: 7
Coding region: 407-946 (179 amino acids)
Molecular function (GO): protein heterodimerization activity
Source: RefSeq, a predicted model, not a curated record